AUGACGCUCUAUUCCGAUCCCCCGACUCUCCGGGACUAUCGCGAGGACAAGCCGACGCUGCUUGUGUGCUGGUGGAUGACGUCCUUCUGCGCCCUCAUGAUCAUCCUCCGCGUCGUCGGCCGUUUCAUCCGAACCGAGAAGCUCUUCCUCGAGGACAAGAUCGCCUCCCUCGCCCUCGUCCCGCUCUUCCUGCGCAUGGUCUGCCUUCAUUUCGUCCUCCGAUACGGCACCAACAACGCCGAUUUCAGCCGUCUCGAAUUAACCCCCACCCAGCUGCGCCAAAAGUCCAUCGCCAGUGGCCUGGUCCUCGCCAGCAGGAUCUUUUACGGCGCGACCCUGUGGAUUCUCAAGUUGGCCAUUCUCGAGUUUCUCCGACGACUGACCGAUCUCACCUGGUCGCGCUCCCACCAAGUGACCUUGAUCGCCAUCCGGCUGACUCUGGCCCUCACCUUUGUCGCCGUCGUCGUCGGCACGCUGGUCGAAUGCUCGCCCUUCCGUCGCUACUGGCAAGUCCUGCCGGAUCCGGGCGGCCAGUGCCGGCAGGCCUAUGUUCAGCUCAUCACCAUGACCACCUGCAACGUCGUCACCGACGCCCUGCUCGUCUUCUUUCCCAUUCCCAUCAUCGUUCGGAGUCAGAUGAAGUUGAAGCGCAAGAUCCACCUCAUCCUGCUAUUUUCCCUCAGCCUGUCUGUCGUCGUCGUCACCUUGUACCGGCUGCCGCGGACCAUGGAGGAACGCGGCGGCCAGCAGAUCCGAUCCCUCCUCGCCUCGGUCGAGCUGCUCUUCGCCACGGCCGCCGCCAACGCCCUCGUCCUGGGCUCCUUCGUUCGCGACCGCGGCAUCAAGAAGCAAAAAUUCCACCGAAACUCGGCCGCCGACUCCUUCGACCGGUCCAGCAGCGCCCGACGGCCAACCCUGCAGCAGCAGUGGGGCAGCGAUGAGGAUCUCGUGCGAGACGUCGGCCUGAGCGUCGACCCCGAGCUUCAGGAGCCGCCGAGGAGCCCCGCGACCGAGCACUUCUCCACGACUCCCGUCUUCAAGCACCGCGAAGAGUACGGCGUCGACUGGCAAGGCUCAACGAGCCGGGCAAGCAACAGCGAGCACAGCGACGACCUUCUCGUCCCGCUCGACCCGCUCUCGAAAACCGACCCGCGGAAGCGGCGCCUGUCCUUCCUGGACGUCGGCGGCCUGCUCGACGGCGAGGCGGGCGGCGGCACCGGCGGCGGCUACCGGCGCGGAAGCGGUCCGUCGUCGACCCCGGCCCCCGGCUCCCCGUAUGGCGCGCCUCCUGCCUCCGUUCCCGCGAGCACGGUGGGCGUCCGACGAGGGUCGGCGGCGCUCCUGCAAGACCUCGAUGGGCUUGCGGUCCCUGCCAGCCCGCACCCGUCUCGAGCGAGGGCCAGGGGCGGCUCGGAGCUCGAACCAAUUCCGCAGAAGCGGCCGGUGCAUCUGAGCAGCAGCCAACAUGACUUGGAGUUUGCGGAUCCUGGCGGUCUCUUAAAAUGA
Drechmeria coniospora is the source of this 1506-nucleotide messenger RNA. RefSeq lists its product as uncharacterized. The transcript has 2 exons. NCBI's taxonomy places the organism in Eukaryota, Fungi, Ascomycota, Sordariomycetes, Hypocreales, Ophiocordycipitaceae. The record is from RefSeq and is a predicted model, not a curated record. The coding region runs from base 1 to 1506 and encodes 501 amino acids.